Tarenaya hassleriana is the source of this 1438-nucleotide messenger RNA. RefSeq names its product random slug protein 5. NCBI's taxonomy places the organism in Eukaryota, Viridiplantae, Streptophyta, Magnoliopsida, Brassicales, Cleomaceae. The record is from RefSeq and is a predicted model, not a curated record. The coding region runs from base 265 to 1266 and encodes 333 amino acids. Gene Ontology annotation, molecular function: phosphatidylinositol transfer activity. The transcript has 7 exons.
AUUCUGGAAACCCAUUUGUAUGCUUCUGUUCUGAUUCCACACACACCCCAUAUCGGCGUUUGACCUUCACUUCCGUGUUUCCUUGAGCCCCUCGGAUCGUUUCUUCUUCUCCUCCAUUUGCUUGGAUCGUUCAGAAAUCGGCACGACCCGACCCGACAUUGAUUGCCGCUCAUAUUGAGAAACGGGUUUUGCUCGAUCGGCACUUCCGACCAUCAAUCUCUGUGUUUGAUGAUAACCUGAUAUCUGCGCAGGGAGUCGAGAAUUAUGAACCCUAAUCCGAAGAAAUCAUCUUCCAAUGGGUUCGAGAAACAUGUUCCUGCAGAAGAAGAGCAGGCAAAGAUAAAGGAGAUGAGGAAUCACCUCGGGCCGUUGCCAGAAAAACUGGCGAAUCUCUGUACCGAUGAUUCGAUCUCGAGAUACUUAAGGGCACGGAAUUGGCAUGUCAAGAAAGCCGCUAAAAUGCUUAAAGAAACCUUGAAAUGGAGUGUUCAAUACAAACCGGAGCAAAUCCGAUGGGAGGAAAUAGCUCAUGAAGGGGAGACAGGGAAGGUUUAUAGAUCGAGUUGUUUUGACAAACAAGGAAGACCUGUUCUUGUACUUAGACCCAGCCAAGAGAACUCUAAAUCGGUGAAGGGGCAGAUCAGAUACUUGGUGUAUUGUAUGGAGAACGCUGUCCAAAAUCUGCCACCAGACCAGGAGCAGAUGGUGUGGCUGAUUGAUUUCCAUGGCUACAGCUUGGCGAAUGUGUCGUUGAAGGCGACACAAGAAACGGCUCAUGUUUUACAAGAGCACUACCCUGAACGCUUGGGUGUGGCCAUUCUCUACAACCCGCCCAAAUUCUUUGAACCCUUUUGGAAGCUGGUGAAGCCAUUUCUGGAGCCGAAGACAAGGAACAAAGUGAAGUUUGUAUACUCAGAUGACCUCGAGACCAAGAAAAUACUGGAGGAUCUCUUUGACAUGGACCAGUUGGAGACUGCCUUUGGUGGAAACAGCGAUUCAUGUUUCAAUAUAGAAAAAUACGCCGAAAGGAUGAAAGAAGACGACCAGAAAAGGCUUGCGGUCUUGAAGGAUUGUGCUUCCCCAUCUCUAGAUUCACUCGGUCUGGUACCUACAUCUGAUGAUGUCUCGGAAAAUGAGCAAAACGAAAGCCCUGUCCCUUACCCCGAGAAUGUCUCAGAGGGUGAAGAGACUGACAAUGCUCAGCCCGAUUGUGAGAGUGUCUCUGCAGAUGAGCAUUCUCCAGUCAAGAACGAAAGCAAAGAUUAGGUUCGAUAACCAGUGAGCGGUUUUUAGGUUGACUACCGCUACCGGUCAUCAACAUGUAGAUUGUAUGUUUCCUUGUACUAAUUUCUCUCCUGUUCGAUACAUUGAAUUGCAGGAGUGAUCCUGUGAUGAGACCCUGUUCUUUUCGGGUCUUAAAGUCAGAUUGUAACCUCAA